This is a messenger RNA of Tachysurus vachellii, 1748 nucleotides long. Its product is annotated as protein phosphatase 1 regulatory subunit 12B. Gene Ontology annotation, cellular component: cytoplasm. The record is from RefSeq and is a predicted model, not a curated record. Gene Ontology annotation, molecular function: phosphatase regulator activity; enzyme inhibitor activity; protein kinase binding. The coding region runs from base 153 to 683 and encodes 176 amino acids. Lineage: Eukaryota; Metazoa; Chordata; Actinopteri; Siluriformes; Bagridae. The transcript has 8 exons.
UGUGUGAGAGAGAGAGAGAGAGAGAGAGAGAGAGAGAGAGAGAGAGAGCGAAAAAAGCAGUAAACUGAAUAAUGGGAGUGAAGAUAAUGCCCAUUGCUCAGUGACAAGGAAGGAUAGCUGAAUGUUGGACAGUUCAGACACAGGCAAGAGAGAUGUCAUCCUACUUGCGCAACAAAGACCCAUCUUCUCAUACCAGAAAAUCUAUUUUGGAGUCACCAACCAUCUCUCCAAUCUCUGGCAACAAAAGCUUUAGACAUGGCAGAUCUAGGGGUGACACCAGCGAAGUGGAAAGUGCUUCAGAAACACUUGGUAAUACCAGCUUCUACACAGGUCGGGAGCUGGAUUUUCUAAACAAGACUACUGACUUUGCCAGCAAGGACUACAAGAAGCUGUAUGAGGAGGCACAAGGAGAAAAUGAGAGGCUCAAGACUUCUCUAGAAGAUAGUAAGCAAGAUCUGGCUAAAUUCCGCUUGCAACUAGACAAAGUCACAGAGAAGCAGGAGAGAACAUCUCAGGGGCCCACUGUAUUUGAUUCAGAAAAAAUGGAAAAGCAGGUGCUGGAGAAGAGGGUGACUGAGAUGGAAGAAGAGAUUAAGGUUUUGGCAGAGCUGAAGUCAGAUAACCAGCAUCUAAAGGAUGAGAAUGGGGCUUUAAUCAGAGUGAUCAGCAAGCUUUCCAAAUGAGAAAAAUUAGCUCUAUAGGUUUCUGAGCAUUAAUGGCCAGCCACUCAAUAAAUUAUGCUUUCUUAUUUCUUUGUCUAAACUUGCCUUUUGAUGGUUGACGUUACAAAGAUAAAGACGUAAUAAAUGAACUGCCAAAAGAUAACCAACUGCUCCUUAACUAACUUAUUUUAAUACAUUAUGGGUUGGCAGAACAUAUAUUGUAAUGUGGAAUCUGGAAGUAAAUGAACUUGGAUUUUUACCAUUUGACUUACAUAUGGCUUACAUUUAGAGGUAUAAAUUGUUUAACCACAACAGCAAAUAACCAAAAACUAAGCAAGUGAAAAUAUCAAUUUUAAAGUUUUUAUAAAAAUUAAAAAGACUUUUUUUGCCUUGGUUUUAAAAAGACUAGGCACAGGGAGCAGGUAAUUGCUUCCAUAGAAAGUAGCCUAUUUAUGAGUGUGGAUAUUGAAGUGAGCCUGUAGGAAAACUACUGCAUAAGAGCCCCCACAAUCUGGCAACCCCUAAACACUGAGACAUUACCACAACGAUCAUUUACUCAUCUUCCAUGCAAUUAAAGUUGAUUAUCAAAUCUUUUUGGAGGAAUGUUUCUAAGUGCCUUCUAAGUGUUAAUUUUUUCUUGUGGCAUAACCUUUAAAAACCACACUUAAACGUUAUGCAAGCCAAUGCCAUUCUCCUUGCUCUCUGUUGAAUAUACAAUUUAAAUGUCACAAUUAUAUAAAUGCACCUCGCCUUUACACAUCAUAGAACACUUGUUACAAUGUGUUUAAUACAAUUAGUAUUCACAUUACCACAAUCUAUGUUUCUAAAUAUGAUGGCAGAAUAUUCACUGAUUAAAGAUAACACAAAGAACUAUAUAAUUAGUAUUCUUCUAAUAAUUGGGUAAUGUUAUUUUGUCCUUUGAAAUAUUGCAUUUAAGAAGUUAAUGAUUUUGACUGAUACACAUUUUUCUGUAUAUUUUGCAUGUGACUUGUCAUCAUUGUCAUGUAUUCUUUGAGACUGUCUUUGAAAAUAUACUUGAUUUAAUUUUUUUGUACUUUGGAAUAAAGAAAUUAAUUACAAGGUUUA